This is a messenger RNA of Varanus komodoensis (Komodo dragon), 5343 nucleotides long. RefSeq names its product tropomodulin-3-like. Bases 239 to 1627 code for a protein of 462 amino acids. NCBI's taxonomy places the organism in Eukaryota, Metazoa, Chordata, Lepidosauria, Squamata, Varanidae. The record is from RefSeq and is a predicted model, not a curated record. The transcript has 10 exons. Gene Ontology annotation, biological process: myofibril assembly; pointed-end actin filament capping; muscle contraction. Gene Ontology annotation, molecular function: tropomyosin binding. Gene Ontology annotation, cellular component: striated muscle thin filament; myofibril.
GAGACGUUCUGUAGGGGUAGAAAAGCUUUUAAUAGAUAAAGAAAUAAAAUAAAGUGAUCGGGUACAAGGGAGAUCCCCAGGGACCCUAAGUCAGCGAGAACCUAUAGACAUAAGGUUCUGUCCGUGGGGCGGAGGGACUCGAAAGAUUUGGGGCUGGGAUGGCCCUAUAACACCGACCCAAAUGAAUUAGCUCGCUGAGCCCAACCCUUUCCGCAAAAGAAAAAUCAUCAUUAGCUGCAUGGGGCUGCAAAAGGCCAUCCGAGAAAGAUUUUCUCCGCUCUCUCAGCUGAGCCAUUUCGCCGCCACCCCCGCCGACCGGGCUAACAGUAGCAAUCAAUGGCGGACUACAACUCCCAUGAGGCCUAGGGGCACCCUCCAGGCGGCACGCUCACAAGAGGGCGCGCAGGCGCAGUGGCCGGGCGGAGACUGCAAUCGUAGCUUUACUACAUCCCGAGACUGGGCAGCGGGGUUGGAAGUGCUAUCUGGUUCGCUCCGGUUUAGAACAGCAACUAAGUUGCCAGCCCUGCUAGACAUCAGACAAAGGACUUGCCUCUCACCCACCGGAGUGAUGGCACUCCCCUUCCAGAAAGACUUGGAGAAGUACAAGGAUCUCGAUGAGGAUGAGCUCCUGGACAAGCUGACAGAGGAAGAGUUGAAACAACUGGAAACGGUCCUGGAUGACCUUGAUCCAGAGAAUGCACUGUUGCCAGCGGGGUUCCGACAGAAAGAUCAGACUUCCAAAACUCCUUCUGGUCCUUUUGACAGAGAAAAACUGCUGGCGUUUUUGGAGAAGCAAGCGCUGGAGCAGAAGGAUGUGGAAGACAUUGUCCCAUACACAGGAGAGAAGAAAGGGAAGGUGUUUAUUCCCAAACAGAAGCCAGUUUCGUCUUACGUGGAAGAAAAGGUGACUCUUGAUCCAGAACUGGAGGAAGCAUUGACAAGCGCUACAGACACCGAGCUCUGCGACCUUGCAGCUAUUCUUGGAAUGCACAACUUGUUAAGCAGCUCCCAGCUGUGUAAUAUCAUAGGAAGUAGCAACGGUGUCAGCAGUGAUGGUUUCUCAAAUGUAGUCAAAGGUGAAAAGAUGGUUCCAGUCUUUGAUGAGCCACCGAAUCCCACAAAUGUUGAGGAGAGUUUGCAGAGGAUUAAGGAAAACGAUCCUCGCCUUGUUGAAGUUAAUCUGAACAACAUAAAGAAUAUUCCCAUUCCAACCCUGAAAGAGUUUGCGAAGGCACUGGAAACAAAUACCCACUUGAAGAGCUUCAGUCUUGCAGCUACUCGGAGCAACGACCCUGUUGCUGUUGCUUUUGCAGACAUGCUGAGGACCAACAAAACACUGACGAGCCUGAACUUCGAAUCCAACUUCGUCACCGGGGCAGGCAUCCUGGCACUGGUAGAUGCACUCAAGGAGAACGAAACCCUGACCGAGAUCAGAAUCGAUAACCAGAGGCAGCAGCUGGGGGCCCCAGUGGAGAUGGAGAUUGCCAAGAUGCUGGAGGAAAACACAAAGAUCCUUAAAUUUGGAUAUCACUUCACACAGCAGGGACCACGGACCAGAGCAGCAAAUGCAAUUACAAAAAAUAACGAUUUUGUUCGCAAGAGACGAGUGGAAGGAGACCAUCAGUAGCUUCCCAUGGCCAGCGGCGCACAUGGUGGAGAACCCAGAACUCCUCAAGAUGGCUGUUUUGCUUGGGCUUCAGCAAUCCCAAGAUUUCUUCUUACCUGGGUAGAAGGGAAAAGACUGGAAUCACCGUUCCUCUUGUUUGGUGUUUGUUUUCAUGGUGUCUUUGUAAAGUUCUAUUGGUAUGUGUGAUAUCCAACCUUGUCUGAAAACCUCACAACCCCCAUCCACCCAAAGUCUGUUCUUGAAAACCCUUCUGUUUUAGACCUUGGGUUCUUCCAGAAAGGCGGAUAUCCAUUCCAGAAUUGGUGAAGUAGCUUGCGAUGGUUGCCAUGUGAUAAUGCAGGCAGCAAUCCAUGGUUUAAACCGGACUUCCAAUCCUGGGACCCUCGGAAGUGUUGGACUAUAGUUCCCAUCACCUCCGCUAUGCUUGACAGAAGAUGUGGGCAAUUGUAGUCAAACACUUUUGGAGGAUGCUGGGUUGGAGGAGAGCGUUUAAACCCACAGGGAAUAAAUUUUCUGAUAGGAAAGGCUGAGUCUAAGCACCGAGUCAUUGUGUAUUUUGAAAACAGUGCCCUAGUAGCAAGGGCGGAGAGCUUGUCCAAGGGAAGACCAACGCCCUUGACCGCUUUGUUUGUUUGUAGAGAUGAUGAAAUGCCAAGGCUUCCUUUGGCCUUAAUUUGGACCAUUUUUAGGAUGCUUUCUUGAUAGCAACGGUUAUGCUUGAAACUUCUUUGUUUAGUAUACAAAAGAAGAGGAUUCCACUUGAAGGGCUGCUGCUUCUCUUCUACCUCCUUGGAGGUAACAUAACCAAGUAGGUCAGCAAUCAGGUGCCUCCGGCCAACAGGCUUUGCAAUUCAGGGUGUUUGGUUGGAUUGUAUUUUUCUGUCAACUUGCAGAGCCUGACGUGCCAGCAUUUGUCAUGUGUGAACUGGAUGUAUUUAUAGACCCUUUUUCCUCCAGUUUCGUCAGCAUCACGUUGCUUGGUAUUUAGGUGGCUGUUGCUUAAAUGGCGGGGGUGGUGUGUCAGCUCCAGAGCUGUGGCAAAGCUCAGCUCCUGCUGAGAGCUCAGGGAGUUCUUUGUGUAGGCUGAAAUCUGCGGUGGCCAUAUGGGUUCUUUUCCUGGGGCUGCGAGUUUUGACAAGCAUAGCAUAGCAAAUAUUCUAGCCAUUUUCACAUCUCCUGAGGUCUCCACACCUCGGGCGGUGGGUGAGGCUUGCGGCCCGAGCACCUCAGCCGAGGCCAUAAGCUAUGUUGCUUGCUCCCAGCCUGCCAUCUGGGCUAGAGAAAGCACCAUUUUAAAUUUCCCACAAUGCCCUGAAGCGGCCAGUGUUGCACCACGCUGGGGCACUGUGGGAAGAUUAAUUUGGCCCUAAUGAGAGGCCAACGGUCUAAUUUCCCGCAGUCAUCCAGUGCAGCAACUGCUUUACUGGUACCUUGUGGGAGAUUUUUAAUCGUGCCAUUCCUUGUUUCAUGUAAGCUCACCGUCAGAGGGACUCCCAGCUUCGAAGGAGGCUCUGCUGAUGGCCCUUGGCCAGGGACCUGCUCACUCUUGGAACUAUCCCUGCGGCGUCCUUGAUGCAUGGAAAAUGUUAGCCUGAAUCACUUGUCUGGCUGAGGAAGGCUGGUGUAGGGCAAAGGGACUUUUGCAUUUCAAAUCCACACAUGUACGAACCAUGUUAAUAUUUUUGUUUCAGUUGUCCCCGUCAAAGGAAUCCUUCCGACUUUGUUCAUUUUGUGGGGAAGAAUUGUAAAGCAAAUCUAUUUUUGUACAAUUUUUAAAACACUGCCUUAAUCAUCCAUAAGAGAAAAAUGGUCCUAGUGGCAGCAAAUGGAUCUGAACAAAUUUAAUGCUUAAAUAUGAUGUAAAUGUUUAGAUUAGGGGCUGAGUUACCCUGAAAGGCUGGUUAGAUUUGCAACAUGCAGGGUGCUUGAUACACACUGUUCUGGUAGACCACAAAAAGCAGAGCUAUGAAAGACUCGGAGGGCCCAGGAACUGCAAAUUACAGGUCCCGUUUACAGGGUCUGCAGUAUGUAUUUAUGCUGCAGGUUGAAUCCCAUCCUCUGCAUGCACCUACAGAAGAUGUCAUCUAGUGGAGUGGGGAGGGGGCUAUUUUCAGCCUUUUUCCUGCCCCCCCCAUGUCCUCCCAUGUCUGUUCUGGUGUGUUAGAGGACCCUCAGGAAUAACUCUGGCGGCCACACUAGGAAGGACUGUGGCCCCAUAGUUGGCUAUGCCGAAUGCACAAAUCUUGAAAAACCCGAGCGAUGCAUGAGCGGAACUGCAACCCGCAUGCCUCUUGGUCUGGUGGUGCUAUUUUAACUUGGCCAAAGCAGGAGAGCUGCUCGCACGGAAUGACGUGGCCCUGAGCUAGCGAAGGGAAGAGCUGCCUCUCACUGGGACCGCGUGACCUUCAUGUCGGUGGGGAGCUCCCACGUGCCGCACGAAGGCGAACGGGGGCUGAGCAGUAGCUCUCCUGGGGGGAUUUUUCCUUAAAUCCAAUAGUGCCUAAUUAAAAGCUGUCAAUCAAAGCCAUGUUGCUAAGUAUUUUCCUCCAAUCUGUUAGGGUGUAUGUGGGAUCUGGAUCAUCGGCUGAUCAAGACUUCUUAGCUCAGAUUCGUGAGACUGGUAUUUGCGAUGACAGACAGUGGGUUUGUUUAAACAUAAAGGACAGAGUUGAAAUGUAACACACUUUCAUCCUCUAGGGCAGAGGAGGCAGGAGGAAGAUCUCUAGAUGGCUUGGACCAACUCCCAGAAUCCCCUGCCAGUAUGACCAGAGAAUUCUGGGAGUUGAAGACCCAAAACACUGAGAGAGCUACCUUCUGCAAGAUGAGGGGUGGGCACCUUGUGACCCUGCAAAUGUUUUGGAUUGCAACUCCUAUCAGCCUUAGCUGGCGUAGCCAAUGAUGAUGAAUUAUGGGAGAUGCAAUCCAACGGUACCAAGAGCAACUGUUUGUCCACACCUGCCCACAAUAUGCACCACGGUGGCCUGAGAUUUAAGCAUCAAAAAAUCGGUGAUCCAUGUGGGUUGGUUGCUAGUCCACAAGAGUCUGGCAGUCGUCGGCAUUGUCCUAGUAGGGAGAAUUCGCAUCCUGAAUUUUCAAUGCACCACCGAGUACUUAGCCAUAAACCAGUCCCUUUGAGGCAGGCAGCAGAACAUGGAGCUGAAGAUGCCUUUACAGGUCUCUCUCUCUGUGUUUUCUUUUUCUAUGGAAAAUGAGAACUGUAAUCCAGUGAAAUUUCCUGACUUCAGAUAUUUGGAAAAGUCAAAUUUGCUAGGCUUACAUUUAAGGGCUCAUUGGAUUAACUCUACACAUGAUGAUGGUUCAGAAAUGUAAAAAUGGGGCCAUUUCCAAAGAGGCAAAGCUUUUAUGCUUUUUAAAAAAACUGUUUGAUGGCGGUUUUGCCAGAUGAGGGGGUUGAUUUGCGGUUUUAAAAUAUGCACUUCAUAAUUAACCUCAUAUUUUGUUGAUUGUCCACUUUUAAGCUCUUGAAUAAAAUGUUUCAUAUUAUCCUACAAAAUAUUGUGCUUAUACUUAAUACUGUUUACAAAUGUUAGCUUCUCUUGUUAUUUUUGAUACAAAUAAUACUGUUUUUAAGCUAUGCUAUAACUAUAGACGCUGUUCUGGUGAAGAAAAGUGAAUGGAAAAACACCAGAAUGCCGGCAUUGUAAUGCUGGCCUUGAUGUAAUAAAAGUAUCUAAGCAAUAUUUUAGUACCACAAA